AUGUCAGCUAUGCCACCCCCGGGACCGGCCUCUGACUGGAUAAAUGGGCUUUACUCCGAAACGUUUCUUCAACGUAGAGGCGUCCUCCCGUUCCAUGCAUCGUCCCCCCAAGCGCAAACUCCAGAUUCGACUGCUCGGGUGCUGCCUCGUUUUGACGAGAAAUCGCAGACAUUCAUGCCCGCCGAACACGAGUGCGUCAUUGUUGCGCUGGAUUUUCGGGAUCUCUGUCGCUGGAAGAUAGCUCUGAACCACCUGGGACAGCAAAAUCACAGCUACAAACCAAUCACGGAGGCUGGAUGGGCGUACAUUGACACCAGGGACAUCCUACGCAAGGGGAUCACCCCGGGGGAUCGUGGGCAAAAGCUCCAGACCUUGAUGGAGCAACACCACUGGAUCGUGAAGGAAUUUCGAGGACACUGGGGCGAAACUUGCCUUGCUAAGGAGCACAAGCCGGCGCCCUACUCCUUUGCGUUCGGCAAGUCUGAGCUAGUUCCGGAACCCAAGCUCGCACACAGACUCAACAACGUCUUCAUGUACCUCUACAAGCUCAACCGGACCGCCGAGGAGAAGGAGCAGGGCAAGUUGCGCAAGGUAGUCUUUCUCACCUGGGACUCUAGGCUGGUAGAGAUGACUAUAGAGCGCCUUGGUCUCAAGUGGUUCAGCCAACCUAACGUCGAGCUAUGGGACAUGCAGAAACGCUUCGUGAGCCCUGGGCCCAGACUCGAGUUUGCCUUACAGACUCUGGGGAUUCGGUUCGUGGAUCAGUUCUUCGGCAACCUCGCACGCAACUCCGGAAACGUCUCAAUGUUUCUCUUGCAGAUGUUCUUGUCCACCUUUUACAUGGCAGACGGUAUGCGGAAUGCCUUUGUCAGGGGCCAGAACCCCCCAUGGCUACCCUAUUCCUGGGCGGGUGUUGAUCUCGGCCAGGUCAACGUGCCUCCUGGUCAACUUCCCACACGUCGGCCUCCUGAGUGCAAGAACGACAACAGCGUUCCUCAGAAGAGUGAUCCCAAGAUUUGGCCAUGA
Fusarium keratoplasticum is the source of this 1026-nucleotide messenger RNA. RefSeq lists its product as uncharacterized. Bases 1 to 1026 code for a protein of 341 amino acids. The record is from RefSeq and is a predicted model, not a curated record. Gene Ontology annotation, cellular component: nucleus. Lineage: Eukaryota; Fungi; Ascomycota; Sordariomycetes; Hypocreales; Nectriaceae. The transcript has a single exon.